Messenger RNA from Rhopalosiphum maidis (corn leaf aphid), 1208 nucleotides. RefSeq lists its product as uncharacterized. The record is from RefSeq and is a predicted model, not a curated record. The transcript has a single exon. Lineage: Eukaryota; Metazoa; Arthropoda; Insecta; Hemiptera; Aphididae. The coding region runs from base 111 to 1136 and encodes 341 amino acids.
UAAAAUUUUGCCUAAUAUUCGAAAACACAGUAACCGAGAACGUCGUUGAUAAGUCACCAGAAAAACACUGUGAUUUUUUAAAAAUCGUCUGCUGAAUUGUCAACGUAACGAUGACGAUGCUAGACCACAGCAGUAGUCACGCCACUUCAGAUCCGUCACUGCCACUGAUGUUGCUACUGCUGCUACUACCCUUAACGUACGGUGGCGGCGGCAACGUGCUCGAGACGAAAGCAGAGAUCGGCCAGUUCAUGGAUGAACUUCCGGUCACGUACCGAGAAAAUUUAGAGCUGUUGGAUAACGUGAUGGCCCUCGACGAUGAGUGGUCACCCAUUUGGAAUGAAAAGCUCAAAAUAGACGUACUGACAGAAGCAGAUCUGGUCAAGGAGUUCUGUCCGUCAAUGUGGAGCAUUGAAGGUAAGGUGGACACGCUCCAUGCUAUAAAGUUGGUAAAGGAACACUGCUUUUACUCAGAUAUGUACGUGGCGUUUGCCGUAAAGUUGAUAGGUUAUUCGGUCCAGUGUCUAUUAAACAAGCACGCCAGCAUACAAUUGUCUGCAAUAACGAUGAUAGAAAAUGAUUGGCCGGUAAACGAAAUCGACAAACACCUAGAACGCCUGGUGGAAGAUUACCACUUGAUUGCCGACCGGUUGGCCACAGUCGGCGUGAAUCUCACCAACCUGAUUUCGUUGGCCAAAUUGUAUGAUGCCUUCAGAAAACAACUGGUUCAGUACAAAAAUAAUUCGAUGCAAAUCAAUAAGGAGACAAAAGAUAAGUACUUAAGACGCAUUAACAGUGAAGCCAAAAUUUUGAUUGAUAGAUUGGAUACCGAUAUCGUUUUAUAUUGCGACGAGGCAUCACCAACCGUUUGGUAUGACCGGGACACUAAGAAAUCCGUCAGUUUCGACUUAGCGUAUUCCGAGGAUGAGGUCGUCACUUACCAAACGGACGAUCCAUCAUCGUCCACUCUGCCAGCUGAUGAUGUUCCACAGCAUAAAAUAUUGAAAAAAGCACACCAGUUGAGAGUGAUAUCGCGCAAGGUAUUCGACGACCUACUCCUCGGAAAAAUGUCAUUGGACGUUUGGAAACAGUUAUUUGAAAAUUACCUUCUCGAAGUAAAUCAAAAGAAAGAAAAAUAAAAUUGUUACUAAACGAAUCGAAUAUUAAAAAUCUGUAAAUAAUGUUUAUUUAAGGAUUAUAAUUAUUUAAUA